This is a messenger RNA of Hyalella azteca, 522 nucleotides long. Its product is annotated as glycine--tRNA ligase-like. The record is from RefSeq and is a predicted model, not a curated record. Gene Ontology annotation, cellular component: mitochondrion; cytoplasm. Gene Ontology annotation, molecular function: glycine-tRNA ligase activity. The transcript is spliced from 4 exons. Gene Ontology annotation, biological process: mitochondrial glycyl-tRNA aminoacylation. Lineage: Eukaryota; Metazoa; Arthropoda; Malacostraca; Amphipoda; Hyalellidae. Bases 1 to 522 code for a protein of 173 amino acids.
AUGAGGGUUGUGGUGGUGGGGUUGAGGGUUGUGGUGGUGGGGUUGAGGGCUGUGGUGGUGGGGUUGAGGGUUGUGGUGGUGGGGUUGAGGGAGUUAGUUGACAUAGCCUUUGAGCCUUAUGGUGCAGUUGCCGGUCUGUAUGACUUCGGUGACCUGGGACAGGGGCUGAUGGAGAACCUGCUGCAGGAAUGGAAGCGACACUUUGUGCUGCACGACAACAUGUUGCGGGUAGCCUGCCCUGUCUUCACGCCUGAAGCCAUGCUUAAGGCGUCCGGACACGUUGACAGAUUUGCCGACUGUAUGGUUAAGGACGUGGUGACGGGCGAGUGCUACCGCCUCGACCAUCUCAUCAAACUCCACCUGGAGAAGAAGAUCUCCAGCAAGAACUUCCCUGAGGGGGAGAAGGCGGCGAUCUCCAGCCUGCUGGCCCGCCUUGAUGGCCUGGAUGUGGUGAGAAGGAGAUUAUCUCCAGCCUGCUGGCCCGCCUUGAUGGCCUGGAUGUUGUCUCUUAUACACAUCUAG